Molecule: messenger RNA, 1461 nt
Organism: Closterium sp. NIES-67
Lineage: Eukaryota; Viridiplantae; Streptophyta; Zygnematophyceae; Desmidiales; Closteriaceae
Source: the annotation of a GenBank genome assembly
CGUAUUGGUGGUGGGAACAAUUCUGCAGCGUGUUUAGCGGUGCGAUCCUAGUGGCCUCCCGAGGCGGUUGCCGCGGCGGUUGCCGUCGCAGCUGCUGCAUCCCGCCUCGUCGCUUCUCUCGCCUGCUUUCGAGUCCACUCAAAAGCAUCCUCGUGCUCUCUCGCGCAUGGUUCCCGCGGCGGUCGCCGUCGCAGCUGCUGCGUCUCGCGUCGUCUCUUCUCUCGCCUCGCUGACUCCAAGCCUCCUCCUUUGUCCCCGUCAUUCGUCUCCAUUCCCCAUUCGCCUUCUAAAACCCGCCGCUACACUCCCGUUCGCCGGAUCCCCAAUACAACAUCAUUCGUUACAGUCCCGCGCGUUACAGUCGCGAGCCUGCAUGGCGCCUCCCGAGUUGAUAGUUUCCGCCGAAGGCGCCGUCGAAGGCGGAGCGUUCGAGUCGCGCGCGAUCCCAUGGGGCCAUCCGGAGCGGCUCGACCUGGCGAUGGGGUCGCUGGUGGGCGACAAGACGCGGCUCCGGAAGGACGUGAAGAAGGCGCUUCGGGGAAUGGCGGAGGAACAACGCACGGCCGAAGACGAGGCGGUUCAGCGCCACGUGUUGCAAGCUGAUUGGUUCAGGUCCGCGCGGCGCGUUGCUGCGUAUGUCAGCUGUCGGAAGUUAAGGGAGGUGGAGACUGGUGACGUCAUCAGCAACCUGCUGGGGAGAGGAGCCAGUCUGUUUGUGCCACGUGUCCUGGACAGUGAGAGCCACAUGCGGAUGCUCCAGAUAGCCUCAGUGCGGGUGGUGGGGGAGGGGGGAGGGGAGCGGGGCGGGGAGGAAGGAGGGGAGCAGGGAGGGGAGGAAGGAGGGGGAGAGGAAGGGGAGGGGAAGAAUGAGGGGCAAGGAGGAGAUAGCGGAGGAGCAGGGGGAGGAGGAGGAGGAGGAGGAGGAGGAGGAGGAGGAGGAGGAGGAGGAGGAGGAGCAGAAAGAGGAGGGGACCUAGAGCGCAAUUCAAUGGGGAUUCUGGAGCCCACCUUGACCCUCCCCGAUGGACGACCCAGAACAGACGUGUACAGUGAGCAGCAGCCGCUGGAUCUGAUUCUGGUGCCGGGGCUGGCGUUUGACUGCAGCGGUGGGAGACUGGGGCGGGGAGGAGGGUAUUACGACGUGUUUCUCUCGCAGUACAUGGCGCAUGCCAAGGCCAAACAGUGGAAGCAGCCUCUUAUAGUGGCAUUGGCCUACAAGGCUCAGAUUCUACCCACGCCGCUACCCAUGGAGGCAUCUGACAUCCCCGUUAGUGGCAUAGUGUGUGCUGAUGGCUUCGUUGCACCAUGUUAAUGCACCCAAUGCUGUGAUGAAACAUGGCUUGUCUUAAUUAUUUGGAACCUGGUUGUGGCAUAUUGGGUGAUGAAGUACAGUACCAUAAGCUGCACUGGCUUAACUUGAGGCAGCAACUCUGGAAUGGAACCAUUUGCUUUUGUCACAAA